Molecule: messenger RNA, 291 nt
Organism: Mesocestoides corti
Lineage: Eukaryota; Metazoa; Platyhelminthes; Cestoda; Cyclophyllidea; Mesocestoididae
Source: the annotation of a GenBank genome assembly
AUGGCCCGGCACUUUGUAAACAGCGCCUAUAGCCUAGGCAAACACAUCAAGACCAGGGAGUUCCCCUCCACGGACUCCCUCAACAUCGUGGUCGUGGCUGAGCGACUUCGAAGUGGUCUCCACGAUGUGCUGGACAGGGCCGUGUCCUCGUCCGCUCCGGACACAGACGAUUCCACGUUCGGAUUGUAUUUGUCGAAGGCAGCCACGGACAUGCUGAACGAACCCUCCAUGGAAAUCGACUCCACGAUCAGGGACCUUUUGAUGGAAGUCGACGUUCCUGGAGCGUGUUAA